CGUACCGUCGCACGUCAUGACGCAUACGGCUGCGGCGCUGUGAAGCGGCGUCGGUUACAGACGCAUCAGGUACAGAGUUGUGAAGUCUUAGAUCGUUAUCUGUAUCAUUUACGAAGAUAAAGUCGCCCACGCCGUUGACUUCGUGCGUUCUCAAGGAAUUAAUUGGUAUGGAGACUGAUGGUUUGAUGGCAGGGGAACAAGAGCCAGUUCCUCAAACACCGCCUCUGUGCCGCUUCUUCUCUCAGGGAAGACACUGCAGUUUUGGAAAGAAGUGUAAAUUUCUGCAUGUAAGAGAUGAAGGCGGUACCGAAGAGAUGGAUACGACACCAGGCCAACCAAACCCAGAGGGCCCUGCUGGAUGCGAAGCUCCAAGGCCUCCUGCCACCACCAAAUCUAGCGCUGCUCCGGCAGCUGGGCGCCGCCGCCCCUGCCGCUACUUCAUGUCGGGCCACUGUACCAUGGAGAACCGGUGUCGCUUCUGGCAUCCGCCGCAGUUUCCCCCAGUGGAUGACCUUCCUGUUGCAGGCAGGUGUACAGCACGUGUUCAGAGGAUGCCGGCACCGCGCCCUGGCCUCCGUCAGGAGGCCAAGCUGUGUGACCUGACGGAGGAGGUGGCCAAAGAGCUACGAGACACCGAGAUCAAGCAGCUGAUGAAGCGUUUUCCCAAAGACCAGCUGAUUGUUCAGGAACGAGACGAUGGCAAAGUUACGUAUUACAGGGCGACAGUAGAGGCCACUGAUCCAGACUGGCCAUUUGACCUAAAAGAAGUUGACAUCAUGGUGACCUUCCCAGACAAUUAUCCACAGGAGAUUUUCACACUGGACGUACCACUGGACCAGGAUCUGCCACCAGUAAUGGCAAAAUAUGUACAGCAAGCAUCUACGGAGUGGCUUCAGGCAAAGCAUGCAACUAAUGAGCUUCUAGGAAAGGUGGAGCUGCUCUUCCUGCCUUUCCUUCGCUGGCUUGAUCGCAGUAUGGAGAGACUUUUUACUGAAGGCGCCAGGCAGUUGAAAAAAGACAUUGAUUUAGAAAAGGCUGGACUGCAGUUCAUACCAUACCAGGAUCUCCAGGCAACAGUGGGUUUGCCUGGCUCUGCUCUCGGUGCAGAUCAGGACUCCAGCAAUGAAAGGGAAAUGGAAAAGACAGAAGUUGAGGGGUCAGUGGACGUAGACAUGUUAGUGCAGCAGGAGGAUCAAGGCUGUGAUGAACGCGAGCAGCAGGAAGAAGCAACUCACCUGGUGGAAAACAUUAGGAUCAGCGAUCCCCGCAAAGGCACAGAGGUGAAGUUGUUGGGACUGAGACUGGGGGAGAACACAGCCACAGUUGCUGCCCAGCAGAUCACGGUUUGCCUUCAGUGUAAUCGGUGUAAGGUGACGGCAGACCUGACACUCACAGGAAGGACUCCCUGCACAGCUCAGUGUGAAAAGUGCAAUGCAAGCAUCAACGCUGCAUUCAGGCCCUGCAUGCUGCACCAUUACAGUGAUGUCAUGGGAUACCUGGACCUCCACAAUGCUGCACCUGCUGAUCUGGUGCUUCAGGAGUGUGUGCUCAUUGUAGGCUGCCUCAACUGCUCCCAGGAGGCUCCUUUGCAGAAUCUUUCCUAUGGGCAAACUAAGGAGUUUAACUGUGAACAGUGCCACAACAAACUUAGUAUCCUGGCUGAGAGCACAAAGUUCCAGUAUAUUCAGCCUCGUGUCGUCAAAACAGAUUCUAAUGCUGGUAAUUAUAAGACAAUAAGAGACCCUGCUGUGCAAAGAGGAAAAGCGCUGCCAGAAAAAGGAACAUGCAAACAUUUUAAACAGAGCCAUCGCUGGCUAAGGUUCCCCUGCUGUGGACGCGCCUACCCCUGUGAUGUGUGCCAUGACGAGGAUCAGGACCACCCCAUGGAACUUGCCACGAGGAUGAUCUGUGGAUUCUGUGCCAAGGAACAGCCGUAUGGAAAUGGAAAACCUUGCGUCAGCUGUGGAAGCAUGAUGACACGCGGCACACGCACCAGCCACUGGGAGGGAGGACUGGGCUGCAGAAACAAAGCCAAAAUGAGCAGAAACGAUCGACAGAAGUACAACAACAUCAACAAAACUGUCUCGAAGAAAGCAGCCAACGAAAAGAAGUAGAAGUGCAUUUAUCUGAGAACAGAUGUGACGAACCAUAAUUUCAAUGAAAUUAAAUAAUGAAUCCUUAAAUCGUCCUGUCACUGAAUGAAUAAUCGGUUCAAUCAGAAACACUCAGAUCAAAUGUUUGUGAAUCAAACUAAAAUGAUCAAUAAACACACCACAUUUAAAUAAUAUCUUUAUUUGUCACAGGAAAUAAAAAAGCAAACCAAGAAUGUA
Molecule: messenger RNA, 2330 nt
Organism: Betta splendens (Siamese fighting fish)
Lineage: Eukaryota; Metazoa; Chordata; Actinopteri; Anabantiformes; Osphronemidae
Exons: 12
Coding region: 168-2114 (648 amino acids)
Cellular component (GO): nuclear envelope
Molecular function (GO): zinc ion binding; nuclear export signal receptor activity
Source: RefSeq, a predicted model, not a curated record